AUUUGCUUCUCAUUCCACCCGACUCAUGCACUACGCGACACUACUGAGCUACUUGCAUACACCCCUCAUGAUGACUGCAGAUUGACGUUCGCUCUUCUUGGAGAUGAUGGUUGGAUGACGGGACCCAAUCAUCGGCUCUUGUUCUGGGUACCACCCACUUCUCGAAGCCCAUUUUAUAAUCCUUGGACUGCAUUUGUGAUACCCAGAGGUGUUGAACUUGAUUUGAGUCGCAUGGCACAUGGGACACGCUGGCAGCACUGCUAUGAAG
Suillus plorans is the source of this 268-nucleotide messenger RNA. RefSeq lists its product as uncharacterized. The annotation marks the transcript as partial. The record is from RefSeq and is a predicted model, not a curated record. NCBI's taxonomy places the organism in Eukaryota, Fungi, Basidiomycota, Agaricomycetes, Boletales, Suillaceae. The transcript has a single exon.